GAGAGAGAGAGUCAAGGGGAGAGGAGGGGGGAGCAGCUGCUUUGUAGCUGCUAAGAUUGAGACAGAAAUAGCACACAACCACCGUGAGCCGAUGCGACUCAGAAGCCGGGAUCAAAUUGUAUUCACUUUCAUUAAUCAGUUUCUCUGAGGGAAGGAAAUGACAUCCGGUCCUGUCUUCCUCUACAUCUUGAUUUUUGGAAAAUACUUUGCUCCCGGGAGCGGGCAGGAUGUCGCAUGCGCCCUGGGCUACUUCCCCUGCGGCAACACCACCAAAUGCUUGCCUCAGCUGCUCCACUGUAAUGGUGUGGACGACUGUGGAAACCAGGAGGACGAGGACAACUGUGGUGACAACAACGGAUGGUCUAUGCAACUUGACAAAUAUUUUGCCAAUUACUACAAAAUGACUUCCUGGUAUCCUUUUGUGGCAGAAACAUCUGAAUGCUUGGUCGGUUCUGUGCCCGUGCAAUGUCUUUGCCGAGGUUUAGAGCUUGAUUGUGACGAGACCAAUUUACGAGCCGUUCCAUCAGUUUCUUCAAAUGUGACUUUAAUGUCACUCAAGUGGAACUUAAUAAGAAAACUUCCUCCUGAUGGCUUUAAGAAGUACCAUGAUCUUCAGAAGCUGUGCCUGCAAAACAAUAAGAUUAGAUCCGUAUCCGUCUAUGCUUUCCGAGGACUCCACAGUCUUACUAAACUGUAUCUCAGUCAUAACAGAAUAACCUUCUUGAAGCCGGGUGUUUUUGAAGAUCUCCACAGACUAGAGUGGCUGAUAAUUGAAGAGAAUCAUCUCAGUCGAAUUUCCCCACUAACAUUUUAUGGACUAAAUUCUCUUAUUCUCCUAGCACUGAUGAAUAACAUCCUUACCCGCUUGCCUGACAAGCCUCUUUGUCAGCACAUGCCCAGGCUGCACUGGCUGGACUUUGAAGGCAACCACAUCCAUAAUUUAAGGAAUUUGACUUUUAUUUCCUGCAGUAAUUUAACUGUUUUGGUAAUGAGGAAAAACAAAAUUAAUCACCUCAGUGAAAACGCGUUUGCACCGCUCCAGAAACUAGAUGAAUUGGAUUUAGGAAGUAAUAAGAUUGAAAAUCUUUCAUCACUUGUCUUUAAGGAUCUGAAGGAGCUCUCACAGUUGAAUCUCUCCUAUAACCCAAUCCAGAAAAUUCAAGCAAACCAAUUUGAUUACCUUGUCAAACUCAAGUCUCUCAGCCUAGAAGGAAUUGAAAUUUCAAAUAUCCAACAAAGGAUGUUUAGACCUCUCACGAAUCUCUCUCACAUCUAUUUUAAGAAGUUCCAGUACUGUGGCUAUGCACCCCAUGUUCGCAGCUGUAAACCAAACACUGAUGGAAUCUCAUCUUUAGAGGAUCUCCUGGCGAGCAUUAUUCAGAGAGUAUUCGUCUGGGUUGUGUCUGCAGUUACAUGCUUUGGAAACAUCUUUGUCAUCUGUAUGCGACCUUAUAUCAGAUCUGAGAACAAGCUGCAUGCCAUGUCGAUCAUUUCCCUCUGCUGUGCCGACUGCCUGAUGGGAAUCUAUUUGUUUGUGAUCGGAGCCUUUGACCUGAAGUUUCGAGGAGAAUACAACAAGCACGCACAGCUGUGGAUGGAGAGCAUUCACUGUCAGCUUCUGGGGUCCCUGGCCAUUCUGUCCACAGAAGUAUCAGUGUUACUUUUAACAUUUCUGACAGUGGAAAAAUAUAUCUGCAUUGUAUAUCCUUUCAGAUGUUUAAGACCUGGAAAAGGCAGAACCAUUACAGUUUUGAUUCUCAUUUGGAUUAUCGGUUUUAUCGUGGCUUUCAUUCCACUGAGCAAUAAAGAAUUUUUCAAAAACUACUACGGCACCAAUGGGGUAUGCUUCCCUCUUCAUUCAGAAGAUACAGAAAGUACUGGAGCCCAGAUUUAUUCAGUGGCAAUUUUUCUCGGUAUUAACUUAGCAGCAUUUAUCAUCAUCGUUUUCUCAUAUGGAAGCAUGUUUUACAGCAUCCAUCAAAGUGCCAUAACAGCAACCGAAGUACGGAAUCAAGUUAGGAAAGAGAUGAUCCUGGCCAAACGUUUUUUCUUUAUUGUUUUUACCGAUGCAUUAUGCUGGAUACCCAUCUUUAUACUGAAAUUCCUGUCAUUGCUUCAGGUAGAAAUACCAGGUACCAUAACGUCUUGGGUAGUGAUUUUUAUUCUGCCUAUCAACAGUGCUUUGAACCCAAUUCUCUAUACUCUGACCACAAGACCAUUCAAAGAAAUGAUCCAUCAGUUUUGGUAUAACUACAGACAGAGAAGAUCUAUUGACAGCAAAGGAAGUCAGAAGACAUACGCUCCAUCGUUCAUCUGGGUAGAAAUGUGGCCCGUGCAGGAGAUGCCUUCCGAGCUAAUGAAGCCAGCUCUUUUCACAGACCCCCGCGAAUUAUCACUCAUUUCGCAAUCAACUAGACUCAAUUCCUAUUCAUAACCGACUGAAACCUAUUUCUACACAGAGAAUAUCGUGGGAUGCUUUAUGAUGGAUUUAUUAGGAUAAAAUAAAUGCCACAAAAUAAUUUAUAAUAACGGCUAAAAUAAAUUAGCUUACAUGGACAUGAGGCUAUUUGGGAAAAAAUCAAAAUGACUGAUGCCCAUGUAAAGGGAAAUAAAUUAUAUUGAUAAUGUGUAUAAACUGGUACAUAUUUUGGAUAGGAAACUAAGAGAAAUCUACUUCAAGGUUCAUUCAUUCUUUUACCAUGCAUUUAUUGAGUACCCACUGUGUGCAUGGCACUGCAGUAAAUUCCUGGGAGUAGACAGUAUAGAAUCUUUUCAAUUUGCAAUGUUAAGUUGUAUUUAACUACAAGAAUAUAAAAAGUCCAUCUGCAGGUCCUAGUUUAAGGUAGAGCUUUGUCUGUCUUGCUUACCAGCAAAAGUGAGAAUCACAGACACUCUUAAAUAAAGGUUUACGGUUUUGGAAUAAUCAGUAUACUAGCAUCAGAAAAAAUGUCUGAUUAUUAGCAAAGUACAGACAUUUUGUUUUAAGAAUUCAUCUUACCUCUCUUCAAGUAUGUAUACUUGAGAGCCAAUAAACAUAUUUAUUACUAUGAAAAAAGAGCUCUGAUAUUAACUCAAAAGAGCACCUCUCUGUCACUUCCUUCCCAGUUGUCUUUUUGCUUUAAAUGAGCACCAUUAUAUGAGAUCAUAAAAAGAGAAUAAAAGUAUGGCAAAGGAAUGAGUCAGAAAAGCUAGAACAAGGAUAGACAUUUAGAUCAGUGGAACAGAAAUGAGAGUCCAGAAAUAAAACCCUCAUAUUUAACAGUCAGUUGAUGUUCAACAAAGAUGCCAAGACAAUCAAAUGGGGAAAGAACAGUUUUUUCAACAAAUGGUGCUGGGACAACUGGAUAUCCAUAUGCAAAAUAAUGAAUUUGGACCCCUACCUCGCACCGUAUACAAAAGUUUACUCAAAACGAAUUGACGACAUAAAUAUGACAUGAAUCACUUAGAAGAAAAUAUAUGGGAAAUCUUCCAAACCCUGGAUUUGGCAACGGAUUCUUAGAUAUAACAACAAAAGCAUGAGCAACAAAAGGGAAAAAAAUGGAUAAACUGGGCUUCAUCUAAAUUAAAACCUUUUGUGCAUCAACAAACAUUAUUAAAAGAAGUGAAAAGACAAUCUUCAGAAUGAAAGAAGUUUCAUUCAUAUAUUUUGAGAAGGGUUUAAUGUCCAGAAUAUAUAAAGAACUCUUAUAACUCAACAAAAAAGACAAGCAACCCAAUUUAUUAAAUGGGCAAAGGACUUGAAUAGAAUUUUCUCCACAGAAGAUUCAUAAAUGGCCAAUAAGCAUGUUCAAUAUCACUAAUCAUUAGGAAAAUACAAAUUAAACUAUAAUGAGAUAACACUGCACGUACUAGGAGGGCUAUAAUUUAGAAAAACAAAAACAAAAACAGAAAAUAACAAGAAUUGGCAAGGACGUGGAUAUUGAAAAUCUUUCUACAUUGCUGGUCAGAAUGUAAAAUGAUGCAGUCACUGUAGAAAACAGUUUGCUGAUUCCUCAAAAGCUUAUCAUAGGGCUUCCCUGGUGGCGCAGUGCUUGACAGUCCGCCUGCCAAUGCAGGGUACAUGGGUUCGUGCCCCGGUCUGGGAAGAUCCCACAUGCUGCGGAGCGGCUGGGCCCGUGAGCCAUGGCCGCUGAGCCUGCGCAUCCGGAGCCUGUGCUCCGCAACAGGAGAGGCCACAACAGUGAGAGGCCCGCGUACCAAAAAAAAAAAAAAAAAAAAACUUAUCAUAGUAUUCCCAUAUGAUAUAGCAAUUUCAUUCUUGGGUAUAAACCCAGAAGAAAACAGGACUCAGAUCCUUGUAUUCAGAUACUCAUCAUAGCAUUAUUCACAGCAGCCAAAAGAUGGAAACAACCCAAGUGCCCGUGAACUGAUGAACAGAUAAACAAAAUGUGGUGUAUACAUAUGAUGGAAUAUUAUUCAGCCAUAAAAGGAAUAAAUUCUGACACAUGCUAUAACACGAUGAACGCGAAUAAACCAGGCACAAAAAGUUCAAAUGACUGUAUGAUUCCAUUUACAUGAUAUAUCUAGAAUAAGCAGAUUCACAGAGACAAAGUAGAUCAGAGGUUACUGAGGUGGGAGGGUUGGGGAGAUGAUGCCUGAGAAGUACAGAGUAUCUUCUUGGGCAAAAAGAAGUUCUAAAAUUGAUUGUAGUGGUAGAUAAACAACUCUGCGGUUAUAUGAAAAGCCACUGAAUUGUACACUUUAGAUGCGUGAAUUUUAUGGUAUGUAAAUUAUAUCUCAAUAAAGCAGUUAAGGGAAAAGAAAAAAAGGGCCAUAAUGCACUGAUUCAGGACCUGAACUUCAGGGGGAAAAGAUCUGCAUAUUUUACUCUAUAGGACACUUUUACUCUACAGAGAGAGUCAUCAGGGGAUGAAUUUACCGUCUGUUCAUGUGGUCGGCAAGUUCAUCAGAUACUUUUUAGCUCUGAGCUAUUGAAAUUUUUUGCUUUCAUAAUUUGAAAACGUUACACAGGAAUAAAAUGUUUUCAGGUAGUUUUAAAUACCCCCCAAAUGUCUGAAACAUGAAAAUACUGGAAUCAAAAACAUAACAAAUUUAUUGAAUAAUUAUAUAGAUUUCUUUUGAAAAUAAACUAUCCGAACUUUAAUUCUGUUAAAAAUA
This is a messenger RNA of Globicephala melas (long-finned pilot whale), 5118 nucleotides long. RefSeq names its product relaxin family peptide receptor 1 (gene RXFP1). Gene Ontology annotation, cellular component: plasma membrane. The record is from RefSeq and is a predicted model, not a curated record. Gene Ontology annotation, molecular function: protein binding; G protein-coupled peptide receptor activity. NCBI's taxonomy places the organism in Eukaryota, Metazoa, Chordata, Mammalia, Artiodactyla, Delphinidae. Gene Ontology annotation, biological process: hormone-mediated signaling pathway; adenylate cyclase-activating G protein-coupled receptor signaling pathway; activation of adenylate cyclase activity.